This is a messenger RNA of Zingiber officinale, 1764 nucleotides long. RefSeq names its product beta-fructofuranosidase 1-like. The transcript is spliced from 6 exons. Gene Ontology annotation, molecular function: hydrolase activity, hydrolyzing O-glycosyl compounds. Gene Ontology annotation, biological process: carbohydrate metabolic process. The record is from RefSeq and is a predicted model, not a curated record. NCBI's taxonomy places the organism in Eukaryota, Viridiplantae, Streptophyta, Magnoliopsida, Zingiberales, Zingiberaceae. Bases 88 to 1764 code for a protein of 558 amino acids.
CUGUCCCGCGGCCCGGCGCGGGGAGUCUCCGAGAAGUCCACCGCGUCACGCCUCUUCUCCAGCCACUCCUUCCGCUGGUCCGACAGCAUGCUCCGCUGGCAACGCACUGCCUUCCACUUCCAGCCCGAGAAGAACUGGAUGAAUGAUCCUAAUGGGCCGAUGUACUACAAGGGAUGGUAUCACCUGUUCUACCAGUACAACCCGGAGGCGGCGGUGUGGGGGAACAUAUCGUGGGGCCACGCCGUGUCCAAGGACCUGCUCCGGUGGCUCCACCUGCCGCUGGCCAUGGUCCCCGACCGCUGGUACGAUGCCAACGGCGCAUGGACCGGAUCCGCCACCAUCCUCCCCGACGGCCGCCUCGCCAUGCUCUACACCGGCGCCACCACCGAGUGGGUCCAGGUUCAGAACCUCGCCUUCCCGGCCGACCCGUCCGACCCGCUCCUGCUCGCCUGGGUCAAGUCCGAGGCGAACCCCGUGGUCGUCCCGCCGCAGGGAGUCAACGUGAAGGACUUCCGCGACCCCACCACGGCCUGGUACGUGGCCUCUGAGGACGCGUGGCUCGUCGCAAUUGGGUCCAAGAACGACGCGCAGCGGCACGCCGGGAUCGUGCUGGUCUACAAGACGGCGGACUUCCUGCGGUUCGAACUGCUGCCCGACUUGCUGCACGCGGUGGAGGGCACGGGGAUGUGGGAGUGCGUGGACUUCUUCCCAGUGGCGACGGAGGAGGAGACGGGGCUGGACACGUCGGAGCCGGCGGGAGACUUCGUGAAGCACGUGCUUAAGGUCAGCCUGGACGACGACCGGAACGAUUACUACGCCAUCGGCACGUACGACGCCAAGAAGAACCAGUGGGUGCCUGACGACCCGGAGAAGGACGUCGGCAUCGGCCUGCGCUACGACUACGGCAGGUUCUACGCCUCCAAGACGUUCUUCGAUCCGGUGAUGAAGCGCCGAAUCCUGCUGGGUUGGAUCAGCGAGUCCGACAGCGAGCGCGCCGACACCGCCAAGGGCUGGGCUUCCCUCAUGAGCAUCCCCAGAACGGUGCUCUUUGACCAGAAGACGGGCAGCAACCUCCUCCAGUGGCCGGUCUCCGAGGUGGACACUCUGAGGCUCGCCGGAAAAGAGUUUGGCAGCCUCGAACUCGCCGCCGGCUCCGUCAUCCCCUUGGAUGUUGGCUCCACAGCCACCCAGCUGGACAUCGUGGCGGAGUUUGCGGUCAGAGAACCGGCGCUGGCGAAAGCGAACGAAUCCGAGCUCGGCGGGUACAGCUGCAGCAACAGCGGUGGCUCCGCCGCCAGGGGACUGCUCGGGCCGUUCGGUCUGCUCGUGUUGGCCGACCAGGAGCGAUCGGAGCAGACCGCAGUUUACUUCUACCUCGGCAACGGAGCCGACGGCCGCAUGGUCACCCAUUUCUGCCAAGACGAGCUGAGGUCGUCGGAAGCCAGCGACACCGUGAAGAGAGUGGCCGGAAGCAUAGUCCCCGUGCUGGAAGGCGAAACCUUAUCCGUUCGCAUACUGGUGGAUCACUCCAUCGUGGAGAGCUUCGCACAGGGAGGGAGAAGGUGCAUCACGUCGCGGGUGUACCCGACGAGGGUAAUGCAGGGCGUGUCGAGGGUGUUCCUGUUCAACAACGCCACCGGCGGCGGCGUCACCUGCAAGUCGCUCAAGGUGUGGCAGAUGAACUCCGCCUUCAUCAGGCCGUUCGACGACUACGACGAGUCAUCGGCGACGAGAUUCAAAUACAGUUCCAUCUUCUCCUGGUAG